UCCUGCAAAAAAAAUGAAAAAUAGUGAGAGAAAAGGGGUAGAGAGAACCUAGAGAGAGGAGGAAGAAUGAACGGCCGGAAGACUCACCGAAAACUACCGUCGAAGUCUACUCCGGUCAAGAUCAUGAUGCAAGGAGCCUUUUUUGGAAGGGAAAAGAGAAUGUGGGUGGCCGGAGUCCCAUUUUCCAUCGAGAAAUCAGAAAAACCCGCGAGGAUCUUUGAAGAAGUUUGGCCGAGACUUCAACCCAAAGGCGGAGAUCCGAGAGUCGUCCGAGAACGGUGCCAGUCGAGGUGGAGGAGCGUUGGAGAGCUGUGCGGCCACAGAGGGGGUCGUUUCGGAGCGUCAGUCCCUUUUCGGUCUUUUGGAGUUUUUUGCGAAUUCCUUUUAUAUUUGUAUUUUAUUCCCUUUUUCCUCGAAAAUUGGAUCGUGACAACCACUAUGUACACAUGCUCGAUAUCCAAUGUUUUGGUUCUUGGUCAUUUAGUUGGCCAAGAUUUCAGUUUUCAAGAUCAUGAACUGGUUUUUCAUGUUUUGGGUCAGAUCUUCGACGGCGUCGAUGAUAAGCGGUUUUCUCAGCCCAAAGAAACGAAGAUCUACCGACAACACAUUUCUCGAAUUGACGGUUACCCCAUAUGCCCCACUCUGUUGAAUCCUCAUCAGAGCACUGCAAUUCCCAUCACUGGAAAGUAA
This is a messenger RNA of Cucurbita pepo subsp. pepo (vegetable marrow), 690 nucleotides long. Lineage: Eukaryota; Viridiplantae; Streptophyta; Magnoliopsida; Cucurbitales; Cucurbitaceae. The record is from RefSeq and is a predicted model, not a curated record.